Molecule: messenger RNA, 1112 nt
Organism: Oryza brachyantha (malo sina)
Lineage: Eukaryota; Viridiplantae; Streptophyta; Magnoliopsida; Poales; Poaceae
Exons: 5
Coding region: 136-789 (217 amino acids)
Source: RefSeq, a predicted model, not a curated record
CUUUCGCUCGCUUCCUUCUCCUCCUCCCCCUCCCCCACCUCCGUCUCCGCCUCCUCCUUCCCUGAGCGCGGAAGCGGCGGCCGCCGACGACCGCCCAGCCCAAGCCGCUGCCGACGCGCCGCUUGGCAGGACAGGAUGGUGGUGGCCACGGAGGAAAUGGCGGUCUACUGCUUCGACACCCUCGUCGCCCACUACAGCGGCGACCAGCCGCCGCCGCCGGCCUUCGAGGAGGGCAUCCACCCAUUGUUUGUCACCUGGAAGAAGGUUACCAACGGUUCUGAACCACGCCUCCGUGGAUGCAUUGGAACCUUGGAGGCUCGUCAGAUUGUCACUGGCUUCAAGGAGUAUGCGCUCACAAGUGCAUUGAGGGACCGCCGCUUUCCUCCUAUACAAUCAAAAGAACUGCCGUAUUUGGAAUGCACAGUAUCUAUACUGACUGAAUAUGAGACUGCACUAAACCAUCUCGAUUGGGAGGUGGGCAAGCAUGGCUUAAUUAUUGAAUUCACUGAUCCGGACUAUAACAUGAGGCGCAGUGCAACUUAUUUACCUGAGGUUGCUGCUCAUGAAGGAUGGACACACCUAGAGACUAUUGACUCACUCAUGAGGAAGUCAGGUUACAAUGGUACCAUCACUGACUCUUUGAGGAAGAAAAUCCGUGUCACCCGCUACCAGAGUACGCUGUACACUAUGCACUAUGGUGAAUAUGCUGCAUACAUCAAGAAGAACAGAGGAGCUGCACCAGAAAUUAACGGGGCACCCAUAGUUAAUGGCUUCAAACCAGGCCAUUGACUCAUCUGUACUGCAGCAGCUAAAAUAACUAUUUAUAAUUUAUCUGGGAGCACUUGGGGUGAGAAUUUGUUUAGAAAGUUACACCCCUUGCAGCUCAUUGAUAUGCCAUCAUUUUCAUUCCAAAGAAAAGGGUAAGCUAUGCCAGCAGAUCCCCAAAAUUAUGUCUUCCUGGACAAACAAUGGUUAUGUAUCUUGCAAAACUAUGGGCAUCAGUGCCCCAAAAAUGGUGGCAUGAAUUGAUUCAAGUUGAGCAUCCCCUGACCUUGGUAAUCCAAAGUAAUCACAUAAAGCUCACGUCUUUCUUAAUACAUCAGAAUUAUGCA